AUGUCUUCCUUCAUCGUCGACCUGUGGGAGUCCAUAUUCGUCCCCGGCCCCACGCCCACGAUCCUGCGCGCCACCAACGCCAGCUUCGCCGCGCUGCAGGUGACCCUCCUCGCGCUCCUCGUCGCCACCUACAGCGUGCACUUUGUCGUCCUCUCCGUGCUGUCCGCCGGCCUGUGGUGGUCUGUCAACUGGUUCGCCGCCGAGCUGGCGGCCGCCAAGGCCCGCGGGGAGCUCCCAUCGUCCGGCGACCCCGCUGACGAGACCAAGACGGCGGAUGAUGGUGGUGGUGGUCCGACCAAGGACGGCAGCGAUGAUGAAGACACCGAGGUGGAGGGCCGGCCAAAGGGCCGGCAGCGGAAGGGCAGGAAGAGUGCGGGCAAGGGAGGCGGAGGCGUUGCCAGGGUGGCCAAGUCGUCGGCGGAUGUGGAGGCGGUCGAGGCAAAGGGGACGUUGAAGCACAGGGUCGCGGCGUCGCCCGUGUCGGACUCUACGGGCUGCACGUCCCAGUCGAGCGUGAGUACCGAGGAUGAGUGGGAGAAGGUCUCGGAGAAUGAAAACGACAAGACCAAGUGA
Molecule: messenger RNA, 573 nt
Organism: Cordyceps fumosorosea ARSEF 2679
Lineage: Eukaryota; Fungi; Ascomycota; Sordariomycetes; Hypocreales; Cordycipitaceae
Product: Endoplasmic reticulum, protein Pkr1
Exons: 1
Coding region: 1-573 (190 amino acids)
Biological process (GO): vacuolar proton-transporting V-type ATPase complex assembly
Cellular component (GO): endoplasmic reticulum membrane
Source: RefSeq, a predicted model, not a curated record